ACAGUAUCUGCGUCUUAAUUUUACCACACUACGGAAAACCGCCACUCUUGACGUCACAUUUAAUUUGUCAACAAUCAAAGCCGCGUUCACACCCCGCGUGACGUCAGACAUAGUGUGACGCAACAUUCGACCACUCUUUAAAGCUUACAUCGUGACGUCAUCAUCGAGAGGCAAUCUGCCGAAGGGGUGAAGUGGAGCCCCCUGCUGGCUAUUGAUCAGCGACAACAGCGGGAUCAUCAUCAUCAUCGUCUCUGCCACUCACGAAGAAGCCGCCAUGACCUACUAUGUCAAGCUGCAGCAGAUGACUCGCUACAAACAACAAACAGAUGUGGAUGAUGAUACGAGCUCAGUUGGGUCAGCCCGCACUGAGGAACUCCCCACCGGUACCACCACCGUCCAUUAUCACAUGGGUUCUCACUGGUGGCGUUCUCGCACUGCUCUAGAAAAGGCGCUGUUGGUGGGUUGGAUACUCUUACUGGUGGUGGUAACAGUACUGGUGGCUGUUUUGCAUAUCCAAGCAAAGUCCCAGCACACUUUAAACAAGCUUCGUCCUCACACAGGUGCUGGUGAUGUAUGCUUAACCCCAGAAUGUGUUAUGGUCUCUGGGUCUGUGCUCAGUAGCAUGGAAACUAAAGUAAAUCCAUGUGAUGAUUUCUACACGUAUGCUUGUGGGGGAUGGGUGAAGAAGAACCCUAUUCCUGAAGGCAAACCAGUGUGGGGCACACUAAGCAAACUGGCUUCAGACAAUCAGAUGAUUAUGCGUAAUGUUCUAGAGUCCACAGCAAAGACAGAGAGCAAGGCAGAGGAGAAAGCUCGUGUGUUUUAUCGCUCCUGUAUGGAUGCCAAUAAAACCAUCGAGAAACUUGGUAGCAAGCCAAUUCUCAAGCUAAUUGAGGAUAUGGGUGGCUGGUCCAUUACCGGAAACUGGUCUGAUGAAAACUAUAGUUUAGAAGAUGACGUGAUCAGAAGUAAAAUCGAUUUCAACUCUGGUGCAUUGUUCUCCUGGGGGGUUGCUGAGGAUGACAAGAAUUCCUCAAGUCACAUCUUGCAGUUUGAUCAAGGUGGUCUGACCCUCCCAGCCCGCAACUACUACUUAAACGAAUCAGAAAAAGAAGUUGUUGAUGCUUACAUUGAAUAUAUAACAAAGGUUGGAGUGCUGUUAGGGGGAGAGGAAAAUGCCACCAGACAGGCAGCCACAGCCAUAUUGAAAAUAGAGCAUCAGCUGGCUGUCAUCACAACCCCAGACGACGAGCGUAGGAAUGAUGAGGAUCUCUACCACAUUAAGACGAUUGAUGAACUAAACGCUAUGGCACCAUUUAUGGAUUGGGGAACUUUUAUUAAUAGCGCAUUUAAUAAAAUAAAUAAAAAAUUUGGUAAUUCAAGAAAGGUAGUCGUAUAUGCACCAGAAUUUCUUCAGAGUCUUGCAGAUAUUCUUCAUAAUACAACAGACACCAGGGAAGGAAUUAUAAAUCUCCACAAUUACCUGGUGUGGCAGGUUGUCCGCGACUAUGUUGGCUUCCUAUCGCAAGACUUUCGAGAGGCUGCUAAAGUCCUAGAAAAGGCACAGAUGGGGGUGGUUGGGACAGAGGAGACUUGGAGAGAAUGUGUCGUGGCUACAGAUGCCGCUCUGGGACCUGCUGUUGGAGCAAUGUAUGUUCGUGAAGCUUUCCAUGGAGACUCAAAGGUUAUGGCUGAAGAGAUGAUCAAAGGAAUCCGUAAAACAUUUAAAGAAAAUUUGGAGUCUGUGCACUGGAUGGAUAAAGCAACUCUUAAAGCUGCCAUACAGAAAGCUUCUGCUAUAUCAGAGAUGAUUGGUUUUGCAGACUAUAUCCUUGACCAAGGGGAGCUGGAUGCAAAAUAUGCUGACCUAAAAAUAAAAGAAAAUGAGUUCUUUAAGAAUAAUAUUCGUGUGAGCAUCUUCAACUUCAAAGAGAACCUCGGUCGCUUGUAUAAGCCGGUGAAUAAGACACGUUGGGACAUGUCUCCACCCACAGUAAAUGCUUAUUAUUCUCCAACAAGGAAUGACAUUGUCUUCCCAGCGGGUAUACUCCAGGCACCAUUCUUCUACAAUGACAAUCCUAAGUCACUCAACUAUGGUGCAGUGGGUGUAGUCAUGGGACAUGAGCUGGCACAUGCCUUUGAUGAUCAAGGAAGAAAGUAUGACAAGGAUGGCAACUUAAACCAAUGGUGGCAACAGGAGACUGCAGAUAAAUUCAAGGACCUAACUCAGUGCAUGGUAGAACAGUACUCAGGAUACAGCCUACGAGGAGAGCAUUUAAAUGGCAAACUAACAUUGGGUGAGAAUAUAGCUGACAAUGGAGGACUUAAAGCAAGCUUCCGGGCCUACCUGGAAUGGGUGAAAGAGAAUGGGGAAGAGAAAGCUCUACCAGGUAUCUCCCUAAACCACCAGCAACUCUUCUUCCUUGGCUUCUCUCAGGUAUGGUGCUCCUCUAUCACAAAAGAAGCAGCCCACUUGGAGAUCAUGAAAGACUCUCAUGUACCGGGUGAAUUCCGUGUAUUUGGUUCUCUCACAAACUCUGAAGAAUUUGCUACAGCUUUCAAUUGUCCAAAAGGAUCAAAAAUGAAUCCAAAGAAGAAAUGCACAGUUUGGUGAAACUAAUGAGGUACUCUUAUAUUCUGAGGAGUUUUUUUAAGAAGGAAAGUUAUAGUGAAUGUUGAAUAUUCAGAAAGCUAAAAUUGAAGUACAAUAUUAUUACUGUAUAAUCUUUUCAGUUCUUGCCUUUAGAUUUUGGUUCGUAUCAUAUCAACAGUUUAUAAGCAAUUUAGAAUGGCUCACUUUCAGUGUUUGGUAUUUUUUAGGUUCAUAAACAUACACAGUGUGCAUGUACAGCAUUGAAAAUGUUAAUAUGUACUAUGGCAUACAGGAAUUUGAAAAAUAAAACUUAUCUUGAAAAUAA
Molecule: messenger RNA, 2918 nt
Organism: Homarus americanus (American lobster)
Lineage: Eukaryota; Metazoa; Arthropoda; Malacostraca; Decapoda; Nephropidae
Product: endothelin-converting enzyme homolog
Exons: 16
Coding region: 275-2614 (779 amino acids)
Biological process (GO): protein processing
Cellular component (GO): plasma membrane
Molecular function (GO): metalloendopeptidase activity
Source: RefSeq, a predicted model, not a curated record